Paramecium sonneborni is the source of this 546-nucleotide messenger RNA. The record is from the annotation of a GenBank genome assembly. NCBI's taxonomy places the organism in Eukaryota, Ciliophora, Oligohymenophorea, Peniculida, Parameciidae.
AUGUCUAAAAGAGAAGGUGAUUUAUGUUAUGAAACAUUUUCAUUUGACAAAGGCUUCAAUAAAAGUGUGCCAACACUAUAUAUUGUCAAAUAAAGAAUAAUACAACAAGUCAAUUUUUUAAAACUUAAGAUUCUCCACUCUGAAACAUUUUUUGUAUCAAAAAAUAAUUAGGUUAUGUUGAUUUCCUUUUUUUGUGGUUAUGAUCGGGUUCAUGCAACUCGAAUAUAUUGGUCUGAUUAAAAUUAAGAAGUGGGAUAUGAAGAAUUGAUAGAAUAUCAUCAGAAAAAAACAGGAAUUGAGUACAUAUACUCAUAAGAAUAUGAUGUUUCGAAGUUCAAUUUCGAACAUGAGUUUUUAGAAAUUCAAAAAAUUGCAAGACAGAUAGCAUCAGUUCCUUACACCAAAACUUUGAGUAAUUGUAAUCAUUCAACAAAGGAAUUAAUAAAAAAAUUAUAACCUGACUUGAAAAUGGAAUAAAAUUGUAAAUAUUAUAUAAAUUUAAUUUUAGUUAAAUAAUAUGCCAGCUUUGAAUGUCCAAUUUUUUGA